UGGUGGAGAAUGACAGAGCAAGAUAUUACACACAAUGUCGGUGAUCUGAAAGCUCUGCUUAAGUGGCAUCGUACAGAGAUUGCUGUGGCAGUGACUGACCUCUUCCCUUUACUGCAUGGGAUGAUGGACAGAGAUCUAGUCCCUGAGGACAGGUUCCAGGAGAUACAGAGGGCAGGUGAAGGUGUUGGUGCCCAGAAGGCAUCACAUGCUCUCCUUACGUGGCUACUGAGUCGUGAUGUACGAACCAUCCAGGGCUUCUGGUCUCUCUUGUCUUCUGAGUAUAUAUUACGCAGCUACCCCCGUCUCUCUGGCAUACACAGUUCUCUUAAAAGUGUGACAGAAUCCUUGGCUCAUCGAAAAGCCCGGAGAUCCCCUCCAUCAUGCAAAUCUGCACCGCAGCAGAAAUCACAGGCAAAGAGGAAAUCUGGAGGAGAUAAAGAUACCGUAUCUGCCACACAUACAUCUAGUGCUGGCCCCACAUCAAAAUCAAAGGUUCCCCGGAAAACAGAGAAAACAGCCAAUUCACAAAUGUCAGAAACUAUUUGUGAGUCCCUUGCAACCCCCAGAGCUUCCCCAUACAAUCAAAAUUUGCUACAAACAUCAGAAGACAUCCGUGCUUUUGACAUUAAUGUAUCAUGUGCUCUGAGCUUCACAGUUUCACACAAAGCCCCAGCGACGGUGUGCAUGAGUCACGUCGAGGGGAAGCCUCUGACCUUCACUAUCAGCAGGUCGAUGACCAACACCGUGGAGAACACAGAGAAGCAUGUACAGAAAGAAGUAGAACCAGAAGUCUUAGAGAAGAACAAGAUGCAGCCUCUGAAGCUGACUAUACGACCAAAGUUGGCCUCUCAACAUAGCAACGAUGAUGAAUGCUCAGUGUGUCACGAUGGUGGAGAGUUGAUAUGUUGUGAUGGAUGUCCGCGUUCCUUCCACCUUUCUUGCUUAGUGCCCCCACUAACAGAAAUUCCAAGUGGUACAUGGAGAUGUGACACUUGCAACACAGAGGAACCAGUUCUUAUUGGACAAAAGAACAAUCCUGCAGAAGAUGAUGCAACGUUAUCUAUAAAAGGGCCGGCAGAAGACAGAGCUCCGAAAGGAAGUGAAGGCAGCAGUAUUCUUCCAGAUAAUUCUGGAUCUCACAGUGCAAUUCCAAAUACAAAGACCUCCUCGGAUCAGUCUCCGAUAUGCCCUGAACUUCCAUCUCAGCCUGAGAUCUGUGUUGCUCCUGUGUCUCUGCCUGAAAAUUGCCCACAACCAAAUUCCCAGACCACCUAUCAGCUUCCACCCAUCCCACCUAAACUGUCUCAGUACUGUCCUCAGUCCCUGUUACGUAUGUUUGGUACUCAAGCUCCCACACAGCAGAGUUGCCCCCAGAUCCCACCUAAGUCUCAUGUAAAAACCACACACAAUAUUCAGCCGAGUUCUCAAUACACACACCAUCUUCACCGGUGUUCCACUCCUGUACCCCAUAUGUCUCUUCCACCUACCCAGCCUCAAAAUUGCCCACCACCUGGGCAUCAUACACGUAUUUGCACCAUACCCUUUGCCCAGACACUCAAUAGCACAGAAUCUGCAUUUCAGCAGGAGACAUGUCCUUUGACUCAGGUCGAACUUAGUCUCCCUCGUCCCAGCCCUAAUGAACCCCCUUAUGGAGUCAAACCUGUUUCUCUGUCUCAAUGUGACCUUCGCUCUCAAUCAGUAUCAAGGACGGACCCUGGACCUGCUGCUUCUUUAGGUGAAGCAGAUAUCAGACCUCCUUUCGUAGCACUGCAUACAGAUGGAGGAGAAACUAAGGUUCCGACUGAAGCUGCAGGACACAACCUGACACUGAGCCGACAUGAACUGGAAUGUCUCAUUACCGAGCUUUUGGCUAGAUAAAUGGCUUUCCUUUAUCUGUCUCUGGUAAUGUACCCGAAGAAAACUGGUCUUACAGCUUCAGAACAAGGAGAGGAUAAACUGAACAGUUUUUGGUGAACAGAUUUUCCAACAGGAGAAAUAGUCAAGUGUUAACCUGACACCUUAAUCAGCAAUUUCUACGGCUAACUGGAAAGCCUCCCAUGGACCCAAACUACUCUAAUUUACAAGUCUGCAAUGCCAAGGCUUCACUAUAUGUAGCAGGAGAGCUCAGAAAUGAUCAUUUGACCCCACUGGGACUUCCUAUAAUCCUAGAACUUGCUGCUAUAUGGUUUAUCAUGUAUUCAGCCGCCAUUCAAUAUGAGUACCACACAUCCCACCCUUGUUUUUCUUGUUGUUACAUACAUACUCUUUGGACUGUUAUUAUUAUUAUCUAUUAUUUAGAUUGAUUAAAAUCUUAGUUAUAAAAAAUA
Molecule: messenger RNA, 2327 nt
Organism: Pelobates fuscus (common spadefoot toad)
Lineage: Eukaryota; Metazoa; Chordata; Amphibia; Anura; Pelobatidae
Product: autoimmune regulator-like
Exons: 12
Coding region: 10-1878 (622 amino acids)
Biological process (GO): regulation of transcription by RNA polymerase II; humoral immune response
Cellular component (GO): cytoplasm; nucleus
Molecular function (GO): DNA-binding transcription factor activity, RNA polymerase II-specific; translation regulator activity; DNA binding
Source: RefSeq, a predicted model, not a curated record